This is a messenger RNA of Pocillopora damicornis (cauliflower coral), 2472 nucleotides long. Its product is annotated as adenosine receptor A1. Gene Ontology annotation, cellular component: plasma membrane. Gene Ontology annotation, biological process: G protein-coupled receptor signaling pathway. The record is from RefSeq and is a predicted model, not a curated record. Lineage: Eukaryota; Metazoa; Cnidaria; Anthozoa; Scleractinia; Pocilloporidae. Gene Ontology annotation, molecular function: G protein-coupled receptor activity.
UUGGGGAAGCUUACAUCAUGCACCGCUUCGCGCGGCUGUCAAUGAUUAAGAUCGGACAUAACUAGAGACAUUGACAAGCGCUAGGACUUCGUUUUCGUUUGGUGCCUCAGAUCAUAUACCAGUUACCUAACGCGAGUAACACGGACGACAACAAGGAUCUAACUAACAGUACUCUCUGACGGAACACUGGCCAAGCACUGGCUUUCCCAAACAUGAAUCAAAGUACGAAUUCAUCCAGCUAUCUGACCAAAAUCUCGCAUCUGGAGUUAGCCAUAAUGAUCGGUCUCUACGCUAUGUUAUUGUUAGUAAUUUUAACCGGUAAUGGACUCAUUCUAUCCGCGUUCUUUAUAAACAAACGCCUCCGCACCGCCACAAACACUUUAAUCAUGGGAUUGGCCGUCAGCGAUAUUCUUGUCGGGUUUGUCUCAAUUCCCUGCUGGUUGGCCAUUUUUACAUCAUAUUACGAGUAUGCUUCGACCACCCAAACAACGUAUACAUUCUACAUUACGUUUGACAUUUUCAUCGGAGGAGCUUCCAUUUUGCAGCUUACAGCGCUCAGUGUCGAGCGUUGUCACGCAAUAGUCUGCCCGUUACGUCACAGAACUCUCUCCAUAAAAGUUUUCUACGUCAUGAUCGCUAUACCGUGGUUGUAUGCAGCUAUUGUGGCAAGUUUACAACCCGUGCAGUUUGCUGGUGAUUGGCAAGACGUUUACACGCUUCUCGUGGCGUUCACGUGCUUUUUCAUUCCGUUCAUCGUCAUUUUCUUCGCCUAUUUAUUUAUCUAUCGUUUUGCUCGUAACCAACCCGGAAAAAAGAGCAUUUGCCAGCACCGUGCAGUGAAGCAAGCGUACAAAAAAGACCUAAGGCUAUCUGUCACGCUGGCGUUCAUUACAGGACUCUUCGUUGCAGCUUGGCUGCCUCUUUUUGUCGUUACCAUGAUUGGCACGUAUUACCCACAUUACCUUCCGCCCUCACUACGCACUUUCCGCGUGAUUCAGCUCGUUAAAUUUUGUCACUACGGCAACAGCGCGUUAAACCCCGUCGUGUAUGCCUUUAGGAACAGUGAGAUGAUCGCCACAUUCCGUUACAUUGCACGCGCCCUGCUUUGUAAAGAACGCCUGGUUCCAAGCCCGCUUAGUAGAACUUCAUCUUUGUGUAAAACGAGCUUGAAGGGAAACUCGCUCUCCGGAAGUUUGAGGAGGUCUUCGAUUAAAGGUGGAAGCCAUAGAGAAAAAGGCUUCUUAAAAAGUGAGGAUCAGGAAGAGAAUAAAAAAAGGGGCGGAAAGAAAUAUGACAGCGUGGUAUUCGUGUAUUCCACCGUGUAGCUUAAAAGAACACGAAUUAGUUAUUCUUAAAGUUAAAAAGCUUUCCAAAAAACUCAAUCAAACAAGUUAAUCUUGAGCUUCAUCGUACUAUAUAUCGAUCAACGGCUUGUGCAAAACUGGCCUCCUAAGUUUGAUUCGGUGCAGAUCAAAAAAAAGGAAAAACCCUGAAAGAAAAUCAAACGCGACGACAGCUUCGUACAUAUGAAGAAAAUUGACCUCCUUUGAAGCUUAUGGUGAAAUAUAUGUCAAGAUUUCAAAGUUACUAUCCUUUUAAAUAUGAAAUAGUGCAUAGGUUAGAGUAAUUAGAGGCGCUUAUUAUUUUUGGAUGAUUAUAAUAAUUUUUUAUUAGGAAAAAAUAUGAAUGUCGUAAAAAUAAUUAUGUCAUCUAGGUCGGUGGUCCAUUCCUAACUGAAUCUCUCAUUGAAUGACAGAUGGGCUCCCAGAUCCCAUCAUCCAUUGCUCCAAAAAAAAAACUGCAAUUGGCAUCAAAUUACAACGCUGAAAAUACAUCAUAACUGAAAAGAAAAGAAUCUUCAAGGCAUUGCCCACGUAUUUUGUAGCAAAAUAGAACAAUGGAAACAUUAUCAGAUAAUAUUGGAUUUACAUCAUUAUACUGAAGCUAGGAAACACCACUUUGUAUAUUAUUCGGGGGGAUCUUGAGUACCAUUUGACUUAACUUGGUCUCCAAACUAACCCCUUUCAAGAUGGAUUGCCGGCAAAACAAAAAAAAAUACAAGUGCGCGUGACAACCCCAGAAAGUAUUGUGGGUAGUUUUCAGGUCACGGCUCCUUGACCUCAGGAUUUCAGGGAAAUCUCAGAAAACGUCACCAUAAAGACGAGGCUAGUCUCGUACUCAGGAGUUCUACGGUAAAGCACAUAGGAACUGGGUACGAGAUAAGGACGAGGCAUAGUGGGUUUGACAAACUUAUUAUAUAUUUUAUUCAUUAAAAUUCAUUGAUCAUCGGCAGGAGCCCAUCAAAUAAGUAAUGGCUCCUGUCAUCGGAUAUACCCAUAUUACCUUUCGAGAUUGUCGCGUGCACUUUUGUCCUUUUUUCCUACAACCUCUCUCGAAGCAGCUGUAAAUGAAACUGUAUGAAAGUAUUUGGGAUUUACGUGAUGAAUGUAAAUAAAAUCAUUUUGAUACGAA